GUUGGAGGACGACUGGCUGAUCUGGGUGGGCGGCGCCGGCCGGAAGCAGCCCUUGCUCCGCUUCAGCUGCGGCAACCUGGACGACGAGCCCAUCGGCCCCGUCGGCAGGCAGUACCACAUGCUGUUCAAGAUGCAGAACACCGACAGCAAGCUGUUCCGCCGGCUCAUGGACGUCCACGGCGUCCGUGAGGCGUCGCCGUCCGUCUGCGACUUCAACAUCCUCUGGACGGGCGUGCACCCCAAGCCGUUCGUGCUGCGCAACCUGUACGACUACCAGCGCGUGAACCACUUCCCCAGGUCUUACGAGCUGACGAGGAAGGACCGGCUGUGUAAAAACAUCGAGAGGAUGAAGUAUAUACGCGGCGCCAAGCACUUUGACUUCAUACCGCCCAGCUAUAUCAUGCCAAACGAAUAUCAGGAGUUCUGCUCAGCGUUUCUGAAGGACCGCGGCGCGUGGAUCGUCAAGCCGGUCGCCUCGUCCCGCGGUCGGGGCAUCUACCUCAUUAACCACCCGGACCAGAUUCCGCUGGACGAGAGCGUGGUCGUGUGCAAGUACAUCGAAAACCCGCUGCUGGUGGACGGCUACAAGUGCGACGUGCGGCUGUACGUGGCUGUGACCUCCUACGACCCGCUGGUCAUCUACCUGUACGAGGAGGGCCUGAUCCGCUUCGCGGCCGUCAAGUACGACCAGAGCGCCAAGAUGCUCUGGAACCCCUGCAUGCACCUCACCAACUACAGCGUCAACAAGUACCACACCAAUUACGUGCAGAACGAUGACGCCGAGGUAGACGACUACGGCAACAAAUGGUCACUGUCGGCACUGCUGCGCCACCUGAAGCUGGCCGGCGAGGACACCACGCGCCUGAUGCAGGACAUUGAGGCCAUUGUCGUCAAGUCUGUGAUUGCCGUGGCGCCGACGGUCACUACCGCCUGCAAGAUGUUCGUGCCGGCCAGGAGGAACUGCUUCGAGCUGUACGGCUUCGACAUCCUGAUCGACUCGUCGCUGCGGCCGUGGCUGCUGGAGGUGAACCUGUCGCCGUCGCUGGGCUGCGACACGCCGCUCGACAGCAAGGUCAAGUCGGCCGUCGUCGCCGACCUGUUCACGCUGAUCGGCGUGCCGGCCGUCGACCCGAGCCGCGCCCGCCAGGUCAAGCAGCGCCAGCGCGCCACCGUCCGGAUGCGCGCGCCGUCGAUGGACUCGGUGCCGCGCGGCGGCCGCCAGAUGCGCUCGGCUCUCUCGGCCGAGGAGGCGCGGGUGGUGCGCGAGGUGCGCGAGGAGCAGGCGCGCCGCGGCGCCUUCAUCCGCAUAUUCCCGGCACCCGAUACCUGGUCACUGUACAGCUGCUUCUUGGCGCCCAUCAACUCGCACCUCAACCAGAUGCUGCACGAGGAGCUGUACCCCAACACGAGCGCCGCGCCACACGGGCCACGCUCGCUGAGCCGCAAGAGCAGCAGCAUCCCGUCGCUGAGCAUCACCAGUAAGUCGCGCAACGAGCGCACGGCCUGCUACGAGCGGCCGCUGGCGCGCGGCUCCAAGGACGCGUUCGUGGGCUGCGGCGAGACGCGCGACCCCGAGGAGCAGGCGUCCGAGCGGCUCACUGUCAAGCGCACCAUCAUCGAGGAGAUGCACCGCGGCGUGCGCAUGAGGUACGGCGGCCGGCGAGCGGCGUCACUCGGGGUACACGUCAUCCAGGCGCCGGGGCGUCACUUCACGCCGGUGGAGAAGGCCAUCCUGAUCGCCAAGCAGCUGGGUGACUUCAUCCACCUGUACAACCGGGAGACGCUGGAGCACGUGGCGCCGCGCGAAGGCCUCAACAUACUGGAGCCGCAGCUGCACAAACAGUUCGUCACCGGUCGCCAGGUGCGGCAGGAGCGCGGCAACAGCUGUCUCGAGUCGGACCUGGAGGAGGUGCUGACGCUGCACACGUCGCUGUUCCACUCCGCCGACCUGUUCUUGGGACGGGCGCGCGCGCGCGAUCGCCCCAGCCCGCUCUCCGUCGGCAACCUGCUCAAGAGCUCGCUGCGCGACUUCGCGACGACCGGCGGCCGCGACAAGGUGAAGACGCUUAACAAGAUCUACCGGUAG
Molecule: messenger RNA, 2086 nt
Organism: Pollicipes pollicipes
Lineage: Eukaryota; Metazoa; Arthropoda; Thecostraca; Pollicipedomorpha; Pollicipedidae
Product: tubulin polyglutamylase TTLL5
Exons: 14
Coding region: 119-2086 (655 amino acids)
Biological process (GO): microtubule cytoskeleton organization; protein polyglutamylation
Cellular component (GO): ciliary basal body
Molecular function (GO): tubulin binding; tubulin-glutamic acid ligase activity
Source: RefSeq, a predicted model, not a curated record